UCUGGACCCCUGAUGCGGCUGCCCGAGCAACCUGGAGAUGGGAAGCCUGAGAAUGAGACAAAAGGGGACCAAGAAACCCCCGAAGGGGGAGAGGAGCCACGGAGAAGCCAAGCCCCUGACUUCCCCACCUGGGAAAAGAUGCCUUUCCACCAUGUAACCGCUGGCUUGUUGUACAAGGGGAAUUACCUCAACCGAUCUCUGUCUGCUGGCAGUGACAGCGAGCAGUUGGCUAAUAUCUCUGUGGAAGAACUGGAUGAAAUCCGAGAAGCCUUUCGUGUUCUGGACAGAGAUGGAAAUGGCUUCAUCUCCAAGCAGGAGCUGGGUAUGGCCAUGCGCUCUUUGGGGUACAUGCCGAGUGAAGUGGAGCUGGCUAUCAUCAUGCAGCGUCUGGACAUGGACGGAGAUGGGCAGGUGGAUUUUGAUGAAUUCAUGACAAUUCUUGGGCCCAAGCUGGUGUCAUCAGAAGGUCGUGAUGGUUUCCUUGGAAAUACGAUAGACAGCAUCUUCUGGCAGUUUGACAUGCAGAGAGUCACUCUGGAGGAGCUGAAGCACAUCCUGUACCACGCCUUCCGGGAUCACUUGACGAUGAAGGACAUCGAGAACAUCAUUAUCAAUGAGGAGGAGAGCUUGAACGAGACCUCGGGGAACUGCCAGACGGAGUUUGAAGGAGUUCAUUCACAGAAACAGAACCGACAGACCUGCGUCCGCAAGAGCCUCAUAUGCGCCUUCGCCAUGGCCUUCAUCAUAAGCGUCAUGCUGAUCGCAGCCAACCAGAUCCUGCGGAGCGGCAUGGAGUAACAGCCUCCUCGCACCAGCCACUCCGCGUUGCCAGCUCACCGCGCAUGUGCAUGCCCGCGGGCAGACUCUGUUCCUCCACACGGGAGAUCUGGACCUAUGGAUGGAUGCAGGCGUUGGUACAGUUUAGUAAAGAACUCAAGUUUGCAGUGCAACCGGGGUCACGGAUCAACUCCAUCUCCUUGGCAGGGACACUAAAGGGCUGUCUUCAAUGCUUUCAUGGUUUUGUUUCCUCCCAAUGCAAUAAAUAGCCAGGAGUUCUCAAUUAUUGCUUCAACCGCCAGUAGCAACUCCGAAGGAGAAAAAAAAAAAUACUGCUUUCUUUUCGUCUUGGAAUUCCAGUAGCCAUCCAGGUAUCGCGGUGGCACCAGAGAGCGAGAAAGGAAAGACAGGUGUGAACAACACUCACCUCCAUCCAUGCCCCAAUUCUUUUCAACCCAGGGAUCCACAGAGACUCCCCGCUGAGGUUGACUUCUGGGUUGCUACAGAAAAGGGAACUUUCCAUCUCACCCUGGCUUCCUUCCUCCACCCCGUGGAGACCCCUCCCCCCAAGGCAUGAGGGGGAAAGCCAUUAAGCAGGGCAUAGCUCCUUGCAGUCACUACUAUUCUUAUUGCCUUUUCUACAGGACUCCUGUCGGUAGAGCUGGGGCGCUCUCAGUUGGUUUCCAUGGCACUCGGCUUUCUGUUUCUGAAGUCCAUCCCGCACCAGCAUCUUGGAAUCUGCAGAGAGCCUGGCUCCCAGCUUUCUUGCCUGUGCCACCAUUAGAGGAAAAAAAAAAUCCGUAACCUGGGUGUGUCUAUAACCCAAACACACAGACAAGAGACUUCUCCAUGUGUGAUGCCGUUCUUCCCUAAUUGCUUACUUUGGACAGGAACUUGUCCUCGAGCUCACACCCAUCCCUGCUUCCUGGGAGCAGAGGGUAAAGCAGCCGUGGUAGGGGUAGGAUUGAGCCUGGUGGCGAGGAGGCCCAUACCCCAGGCAUCCGAAGUAACAGAGCCCCUCUGAGUCACCAUACUAGAUAACAUCUGUAAGUUAAGAUUGGUGUACAUCUAACUCUCCCUUCAUCUCGGACUUUGUUAGUGAGUCUUUCCCCAACUAAGAGAGAGAGAGAGACCUAGAACCCGGAGCAGAAAAGAAGGAUCAAUUUGCUGUAUUUGGUUAAUAGCUCAUGAUAUUCAGAUUGUGCCAAUGACUCAUUAAAAGAGAGAAAGAGAGAGGUCAGUGGGCGUGGCUGAUGGGACAGAGACUUGGCUCCUGA
Messenger RNA from Peromyscus eremicus (cactus mouse), 2054 nucleotides. It is a transcript of the gene Caln1, whose product is annotated as calneuron 1. The transcript is spliced from 6 exons. Gene Ontology annotation, molecular function: calcium ion binding. The record is from RefSeq and is a predicted model, not a curated record. Bases 13 to 798 code for a protein of 261 amino acids. Lineage: Eukaryota; Metazoa; Chordata; Mammalia; Rodentia; Cricetidae.